GCGGCGUCUAUGGCUCCUAGCUCCCAACACCAAGCUGACCAGGAGCUGGGCUAGCUUUCUGUGUCAACCCUUCAAAGCUGGUCGGCGUGAGAGGGCCACAGGCGAGUAACAGGCGCCUAUUCGACCACGGUCGCCCUCUCAUCAUCCCGGAGAGCAGCCUGACCCAGUCCUCACCUCGGACUCCCCCAAGCCCGGCGCCUGAGCUCGCAAACUUCUCUGCCUACUCCAGGUUCAGGCUCUGGCGCCCCAACGCAGCCGAGGCAGCGCGCGAGGAGGAAUCAUCUAGACAAGACAGAAGCUGUAAAGGCACCAAAAUAAGGACAGAAUGGCCAAUUGCUAGUGUUUGAUCCAAAGGAAAAAGUGAUGAUUGAACCAAAUGGAGCGAUGUCAGAAUGCAGACCAACAUUGGCAAGCAAACUUUAUACCUCACCAACACAAGUCUCUCUAAAUGUAGCGAAGACAGUCUCAGAAAAGUGAAAUGAGCAAAAAUGUAGUCAUUACAGAGCAGGAGAAAAAUAAUGAAUAUUCCCCUGAGGAUACUGAUGACAAGUUGUCUGAAUCAACAGAUGAUGAUGAUGAGGAUGAUACCAAUGAUGAAGAUAAUGAGGAAGACAGUAACCCUAAUAAGGAUACUCAUGCCCCAUUAGAGUUAAUGACAGAAUUCCUGAGAUCAGAAAUGGGCCAAGACUACCAUUUGGCAAAAAAAUUAUGUCAGAAGAUCCUAAUCUAUGAACCAGAAAAUCCUGAGGCCAAGGAGUUUUCCUCACUUAUUGAAGAAAUGCUGCUGAUGGAGAAAGCUCAAAAUCUGGAGGAAGAUGAUGAAGAGAGUGAAGAGGACAGUAGUGGUGAGAGUGAAGGGGAGAGCAGUGAGGAUCCAAGUGAAGAAAGCUCUGAUGAAUGUGAAGAUGGGUGAUGACAGUUGCUGCUAUAGUUUAAUCUUCAUGUAUGUUCAUUACUGUAUACUAUGGAAAUAUAAAGAAGAGAGCUGCAUUUCAGUCUAACUGUUCUUUAUUUGGUACAGAGUUCUUUUAAUUUAUCCAUAUUAGUUUGAGCUACUUCUUAAUAUUUAGAUUUUAGCUCAAGGUGAGCUACUCAGAGAGGGAAGUAAUCAUUGAAAACACAUAGCACUAACUAUGUGCCAGGUGCUGUUCUAUAUACAUUAAUUUGUUGAAUCCAACAAACCUAUGAGGUUAGCACUAUUAUCAUCCCCAUUCAACAGAUGAGAAAACUGAGGCCCAGAGGGGGUGAGUCAUUUGCCCAGCAUCAUAUACCUGUUGAUCGGUAGAGCCUAGAUUUGCAUACGGACAUUAUGGCUCCAGAAUCCAUACUCCAAGCCCCUCCCAUGUCCACUACUUUAGGCAUUUUAUAUCAUUUGUUUCAUGUUCUUUAUAGCACAUAUCAGUACCUGAAGUUCUUAUUUAAUUAUUCUUUUUUUUUAAGGUUUUAUUUUAUUUUAUUUUAUUUUGGAGUAUAGUUGAUUUACAAUGUUGUGUUAGUUUCAGGUGUAAAGCAAAGUGAUUCAGUUAUACAUAUACCUAUUCUUUUUCAAAUUCUUUUCCCAUUUAUAUUGUUACAGGAUGUUGAGUAGAGUUCCCUGUGCUGUACAGUAGAUCCUUGUUGGUUAUCUAUUUUAAAUAUAGCAGUGUGUAUAUAUAUGUCAAUCCCAAACUUCCAAUUUAUCCCUCCCCUAAUUUAUUCUUUUUAUCUUCUCCCUUCUUGUCAGAAAAUGUAACCUCCAUAAGCAGGACUUUGUCUUUUCACUGUUAUAUCCCUAGCAACUGGACAAGUGCCUGGAAAAUAACGGGAUGUGUAUACCAAGUGAAUGA
This is a messenger RNA of Lagenorhynchus albirostris (white-beaked dolphin), 1826 nucleotides long. It is a transcript of the gene ERICH2, whose product is annotated as glutamate rich 2. The record is from RefSeq and is a predicted model, not a curated record. The coding region runs from base 479 to 913 and encodes 144 amino acids. The transcript is spliced from 9 exons. NCBI's taxonomy places the organism in Eukaryota, Metazoa, Chordata, Mammalia, Artiodactyla, Delphinidae.